This is a messenger RNA of Zophobas morio, 829 nucleotides long. RefSeq lists its product as uncharacterized. NCBI's taxonomy places the organism in Eukaryota, Metazoa, Arthropoda, Insecta, Coleoptera, Tenebrionidae. The coding region runs from base 424 to 795 and encodes 123 amino acids. The transcript is spliced from 4 exons. The record is from RefSeq and is a predicted model, not a curated record.
AAACCCAUUUUAUUGGACGAUUCCAGAGCUGGCUGUAUAAAUAAACAUCCAUUUCACAAACCACUUCCAUCCAUUUCAUUUCUAGAGUCCAUUGGGUUGCAACAUGAACGUUAUCGGUUUCCUUAUCAUUACAGGUCUUGCUUUGAAAAGUGUCCUCGCACAAGAACCUAGAAAUAUCAGUAACUUUGAAACAUUUGUGAACUAUAGGUGCAAAAUUUAUAGCACUCAAGCAUCAGCGUUUCAUGAUGUGAAAACACAAUACGGCCAAUUUUGGGAUUACUUGUCCAACACCUCUACUCUUCUUCCAAAAGGGAAACAACAAUUUUGUAACGAUGAAAAACCCACUCUCAUUAAUAUGAUGAAACAGUUGGCCACAAAAAUGAGCCGUGUUUCCGCAAAGAUGAAAAGUACUUACCUAAAUUCAUGUAUGAAAGUUUUACCAGUUUCAUGAUUUUCGUCUGUAAAGAGAAGAAUAUUGAAAAUUUCUUCAGUUCUCAAAAACGUGACUGUGAGAGUCAACAGGCAGGACACGAAGGAAGAAACUGUUUCAGGAAAUUCUUUGCUCGAUUCAGUGAUGUUGUCAAAAAGGAUGAUUUGUGCAUGGACUUGAAGUUUACCACGACUUGUUUUGACGAAGCUCUGGCCAAAAACUGUCCGGAUUUCGCUGGGUACCAAUCUCUAAUCGCCAAGUUUUUCAAAGCGAUAAGAGAACCAUGCGAUAGUGCAGUAACUGUCGGAGCUGGUAGUGUGAUAUUAAUGAUAAUCGCCUUCAUUUCUACAAAAACCUUCUCUUAGUAUGUAAAUGUGCACUCGAAUUUUAAAUAAUAAA